UGGUCUGUUCUGCGCGCCAUGGCUGUGUCAUUUCGAGGUUGUCUGAUCGCCGACCCGCACACUGACCGCCAGCUCGUCCACCUCCACGUAACAUGCUCGAACCUACGAAGCAAGGGUGGGCCAAUGGGCGGUCACAUGAGCAAAGCUGAUGCGGGCUCUCAUGCGGCAUGAUAGGGUUGCAAUCGUUGCGGAUGCUGUUGGUUGGGCGCGUUUGUUAUUGUUUGUCGAUCCUUGCGCAUGAAUUGAUUGUGACACCGCGACCGCCGCAUCGCUCCCGAGUUCGACAUAGAGCGCCUGCACGUACGAUCUACCAUGCUAGCGCCAACUGCUCAUCCUUCAUUUGCCUCCUCGCGGAACGGAUAGCCGGCUGCUUUGGCGAAAUUGGUCGAGUCGGGAUAUCGGCUGAGCAGAAGUUUUUCAGACGCAAGGCGGUCAGCGUAUCGUUUCAUCUGACAGGCAUGGACGCUGGCGUAGAACCAAACCUGUGGGUACUCGACGCCCGCUGCAGCGCUCCAGUGAAGGCAAACACCAGAAGAUAUCGAGAACAUGCAUUAGAGAAAUUUGAACAGAUGUGCAUCGAGUGGGGACGAUGCUGAAGCGAUCGUGAUCCCAUAGGCUAUGUUCCCGUCAUACCACCUUCUGGUGCCUGAUUUGAGCCCGGGGACAAUUGGGCCUAAUCGCGACGAGAUUGAUGAACGAAGCCACGGGAUUGCAAAAGAGAGACUCAUUAUUGA
Molecule: messenger RNA, 734 nt
Organism: Pseudomassariella vexata
Lineage: Eukaryota; Fungi; Ascomycota; Sordariomycetes; Amphisphaeriales; Pseudomassariaceae
Exons: 1
Coding region: 168-596 (142 amino acids)
Source: RefSeq, a predicted model, not a curated record